CCUCGCACGGUCUCUCUCCUCGACGACGACGACAAUAUUUUCAUCGCACCGCCGAUACUCCGCUCCAGCAGUCGGCCGUUCUCCAGCGUGCGUCGUGCUACCGUUGUGGACCAGGAGGUGAUACAAUAGUCACGCGCGCUCAGACCGUCGCUACAGGCAUUGCAGCUGUAGUCAGGCCGACCGGCGACCAGAUCGCGACGGCCAACAUGACCGGGUCGGACGACAACAACGGCGGCGAUUCGGACAACGCCGGCGCCGGGGUGGCCGACGACGGGGACGGAUGGGUCUUCCGCCGCGACAAGUUCUCCGUCGGGGCGUUGCUGACCAUGCUGCUGUGGUGUGCCCUGUUCGUCGCCAUCGUGCCGCAGCCGCGAGCCGUGGCCGGCGCCCAGCUGUACACCAACACGUUCUCGGUCAGGCUGCACGGCGACGUCCGGAACGGCAACGGGCACGUCGACGAGGAGGUGGCCCACAGGGUCGCCAAGAGGGCUGGCAGCGGGUUCGAAAACGUCGGAAAGAUUCGUGGUACUAAGGAUGAAUUCCAAUUUGUGCAUCAUGGAUUACCAAAAAUACGUGGUCGGCGUUCUAUACCUUCAGUUUUACUUUUGCAAAAAGAUCCAUCAGUUAAGUCUGUUCAUCAGCAACCAGGAUUUAAGAGAGUGAAACGUGGAUACAAACCAUUAUUUAUUCCAUCAUAUCCAUCCUUAUAUUUGAAUAGAGAUGAAUUUCUUGCAAGUCAAUACAGAGAAUAUUCUAAUAAACCAGUUGAAAUUGACGAUGAUCUGGAUCGUUAUGGUAAAUUACCAAUGGAUCCAUUAUUCAAGGAGCAAUGGUAUCUGAGGAAUACAGGACAAAAUGGUGGUAAACCAAAAUUAGAUUUGAAUGUACGAGCUGCUUGGGCUCAAGGGGUAUCGGGCAAGAACGUAACUACAGCUAUAAUGGACGAUGGAGUGGAUUACACACACGAAGAUCUGAAAUAUAAUUACAACGCACGAGCUAGCUACGAUUUCAGUUCUAAUGAUCCAUAUCCAUACCCAAGGUAUACCGAUGAUUGGUUCAACAGUCAUGGUACACGUUGCGCCGGGGAAGUGGCAGCUGCGCGUGAUAAUGGUGUUUGUGGUACUGGUGUGGCAUAUGACUCAAAAAUCGCCGGGAUUCGGAUGCUCGACCAACCGUAUAUGACAGAUCUUAUCGAAGCAAAUAGCAUGGGCCAUGAACCGGAUUUAAUUGAUAUUUACAGUGCUUCUUGGGGACCUACGGAUGAUGGACGAACAGUUGACGGGCCGCGUAAUGCCACUAUGCGAGCUAUAGUCCGGGGCGUCAAUGAAGGUCGUCGUGGAAAGGGCAAUAUAUACGUAUGGGCUAGUGGUGAUGGCGGAGAGGCUGAUGACUGCAAUUGUGAUGGAUAUGCCGCUAGUAUGUGGACAAUAUCGAUAAAUUCAGCAAUAAACGAUGGACAGAAUGCUCAUUAUGAUGAAAGUUGUUCAAGCACAUUGGCUUCAACUUUUAGCAAUGGAGCCAAAGAUCCUAAUACUGGAGUAGCAACUACUGACUUGUAUGGCAAGUGUACUAAAUCUCACAGUGGCACAUCAGCUGCUGCACCGGAAGCUGCAGGCGUGUUCGCUUUAGCCCUGGAAGCAAACCCUGAUUUGACUUGGAGAGAUAUACAACACUUGACCGUAUUGACUUCAAAACGAAAUUCUUUAUUUGACGCCAAACGUAGAUUUCAAUGGACAAUGAACGGUGUUGGUUUGGAAUUUAAUCAUUUAUUUGGAUUUGGAGUUCUUGAUGCAGGAGGAAUGGUCUCAUUAGCUCGGCAGUGGCAUACUGUACCCGCUAGAUAUCAUUGUCAAGGAGGAUCACAUUCAAAAAUCAGGAAAUUUACAUCCAAGUCAGGCAUUAUAUUGAAAUUGAAUACUGAUGCAUGCCGUGGCACCGAUACUCAUGUUAGAUACCUGGAACACGUACAAGCUGUAAUAACACUGAAUGCUACAAGACGUGGUGAUGUUGAACUAUUUUUGACAUCUCCAAUGGGCACAAGGUCGAUGAUAUUAAGUAGAAGGCCUAAUGAUGACGAUCGUAGAGAUGGAUUUACAAAAUGGCCAUUUAUGACAACACAUACAUGGGGUGAAUACCCGUGGGGUGAAUGGAUACUCGAGGCGAAAUUCAAUACACCGAGUCGGUUUUCGCAGCAAUCAGCUAACGGCGGCGGCGGCGGCGGGGCACAGGCAAACUCCGGACAGGGAUCUAAAACGGACUCGGCUAGUGAUUUGGAAGAAAACCGUGGCGGGUCGUCGGCAGAUUCGAACGAGGAAGAGGGAGACGGAAACGAUUAUGAAACGGUGCACACGGGUUUCCUGAAGGAAUGGACCUUGAUGCUGCACGGUACCCGGGAACCGCCGUACAGCCAACUGUCCGUCCGAGAUCCGCAUUCCAAACUAGCAAUCGUCAAGAAAGCGCACACCAUAGCUGGGCCCGACACUACCGUAUCUCCACAGAAGCAGAGCGCAUAUUAGAUUUAACGAAGAUGAAAUUAAAACACCAAUGAAUAAUAAUCACUAUACGGAAAUAUCUCGAUUGUCGUUUACAAAACAUAUAAUAUACCUACAAUUAUUAAUCUAUUACUAUGAUAUAUACAUACAUAUAUAUUAUACUAUUACGACGCCCCCAAAAGCAGACCCUCAUAUUAUUAUUAUAUACUGUCACUGUAACGCGUAGACGUAUUAUAUAUAUAUAUAUUAUAUUAUAUUAUGUUAUAUUUUUCAAAGAAUCUAUUCCCAUAUUACCUAUUAUAUAUAUAUAUAUUUAAUUUUAUCUUCAAAUUAUUUACUCCGAUUUAAAAAAAAAAAAAUAAUAAUAAUUUAUCAUAUAUAUUGUCCUACUAUAUUACACUAUAUAAUUUUCAUCGAAAUAUACGUAUAUAUUAUAGCCUCAGUAAUUCUAGUCUGAGAUAACGCCAAAUAAGUAUUAAUGUAAUUAUUAAACAUAUACAUAUAAUAUAUUAAUUAUACAUUAUAUAUAUAUAUAUAUAUAUAUAUAUAUGUAUAAUUUAGAAUAUAUUUUUAGGAAGUAAAUAUUAUCGUAUUUUAAGUACCUGCCUAUAGAUAGGUAGUUAAUGCCUGUCAAUAUAUUUGUUUUUGUUAUCCUUAUAGGUACUAUCCCACUCAUAAUAGUAUUAUACUUUAUAGAUAUCUAUAUAUUAUAUAGAUACCUAUACUUUUAAGUAUAGUCACUGCAUCAAUCUAGUGUCUAAGUCUUUUUAUUUUAUAAAUUAAACAACUUUACUAAUUCCAUUUAUUCCAAAGACACGUAUCUAUAUGAAGUACCUAUAUACCACGUACUUAUCAUAUAAUAACAGAACCAAUAAUAUUAGGUAUUGUAUUGUAUCUAUUUCAGUAUAUAUGAUGACGAAAGAUUUAUUGUUAAAUUAUAUCUUGAAAUUUUUUCAACCAAGUAUACAGUAACACUAUGAUAAUAAUAUGUACCUUUUAUAUUUUAUUAUUAGUUUUUAAUUUUAGUAAAAAUAACAAUUUAAACUUAUUUAAAUGGUUGAACUAAAUGUAAUUAUUAUGCAAUUGUGCCAUGUUGGUUCAUUGGUUGAUUUAAAUAAUAUUACAGAGUGUCAGUGCUUUACUUGGAAAAAAAUAGUAGGGGUACUCUGUUGAGUGAUGAGUAGGGCUCUGCCGAUGUUACCUAAUUCGAUUAAAAUGAUUUGAAUAUUAUGAAUAUAUUAUUUAAAACGAUAAAUAUGCACUUUUACCUAAAAAAUCCUGAAAAUGAACACCAAACUAUAGUUAAGUAUUUUAAAAUAUGUAUUAUCUACAUUUAAUUAUAAUUAAAACAAUUCAAUUAUUUACUGAA
Molecule: messenger RNA, 3861 nt
Organism: Aphis gossypii (cotton aphid)
Lineage: Eukaryota; Metazoa; Arthropoda; Insecta; Hemiptera; Aphididae
Gene: amon
Product: neuroendocrine convertase 2
Exons: 13
Coding region: 207-2516 (769 amino acids)
Biological process (GO): protein processing
Cellular component (GO): trans-Golgi network; Golgi membrane
Molecular function (GO): serine-type endopeptidase activity
Source: RefSeq, a predicted model, not a curated record